AUGGAAGAAGAAUUUCCAAAACUAUUCGAUUGUCCUGAUUUUCUUAAAGGAAAAUAUUGUCAUGCACUUUGCAAUUAUCGACAUCAAACCGAAGAAGAAAAACGAGCCAUCGAAAAAUAUCGUGAUUCAUUUCAAUUGAAAUUAAGCCCAAAGAAAUCCAAUCGUUUCGGUCCGGUGUAUAUUAUAGCUGGACCAGAACGAUCAGGAACGUCGUGGUUAUUUAAUGCUGUUCGUUUGCUUCUUGUACAUCAAGAUUCUCCAUUUGGCCCAGCGGAUAGCUAUCGUUUAAAUCAUAUAACAAAAAAUGAUCUUGAAACACGUUUAAUCGAAGCAUGUGGUCGUCCACUAGUUAUACGUACAAUGCGUAUACCGGAUUCCAAUUGGGCACAAGAUCUUGAUCAAUCGGGACAUGGUUAUAUGGUAUUUGUAUCUCAUCGAGAUUUACGUGAUGUUAUUGAUGAUUGUUUAGCGAUUGGUUGGAUGAAACAUGAUAUCGGAGUUAUUCUUUCAAGACUUAAAGCUUAUAUGACUGCAUUUGAUUAUUGGCGUUCCAAUGCUAAAGGAGAUUUUCGUUACGAAUCUACUCAUCAUGAACCUGUCGAACAAAUAAAACAUCUUGCUCGUUUAAUGGGCAUUGAAAGUACUCAUGCUGAACAUAUAGCAAGAGAAAUCAAUUCAUUACGACCUGGCCAAGCUAUCGGACCUGAUCAAGUAACAAAAAUGUGGCCUGCUCAGCGUGUUAUUGAAGCAUCACUUGCUGAUGGAGAUGAUAAGGAUGAUAAACAGACUGAUAAUGAGCACGAACCAAGAAAGGCUGUUGUUGUGCCUGGACAAGCAAAAUUAACAGAAAACGAACGUAGAAAAAUCCGUGAUGUUCAUAGUAAUUUUCAUGAUCGUUACGGUUAUAUUUAA
Messenger RNA from Rotaria socialis, 912 nucleotides. Lineage: Eukaryota; Metazoa; Rotifera; Eurotatoria; Philodinida; Philodinidae. The record is from the annotation of a GenBank genome assembly.